Molecule: messenger RNA, 2025 nt
Organism: Laccaria bicolor S238N-H82
Lineage: Eukaryota; Fungi; Basidiomycota; Agaricomycetes; Agaricales; Hydnangiaceae
Exons: 16
Coding region: 1-2025 (674 amino acids)
Biological process (GO): transmembrane transport
Cellular component (GO): membrane
Molecular function (GO): ABC-type oligopeptide transporter activity; ATP binding; ATP hydrolysis activity
Source: RefSeq, a predicted model, not a curated record
AUGCUCGGAAUAUGGGCUACCAGUUGUUCGCGUCCUCCAGCCUUGAUUGGCUUGGUAAACCGUACUACAUGUAGCCACAGGACCCUCGUUUUCAAGCCACGCACGUCAUUUGUCAAGCAAUUUCAAGCCCACAGGCCCUAUACCACUCCUCCUACCCCCACUCAGAUUUCGAAAAGUAACAACGGGUCUAUAUUAUCUCGCGUCUUGCCAUUCCGUGGCGGUCCUCAAAACACUUCCUCCUUGCGAAAAAUUGUUGCGCUCGCGAAACCAGAAACGAAGCCCUUGGUGGCUGCCAUCGGUCUCCUUCUUGCCUCGUCGGCCGUCUCAAUGAGCGUACCCUUUACUAUUGGCAAAUUAAUUGAUUUUUUCUCGACGAACAACCCCCAAAUACCAUUUGGCCUGUCAACGUGGGAAGCAUCUGCCCUACUGUUGGUGUUAUUCACCGCUGGGGCGGCCGCCAACGCUGGUCGCGCAAUGAUAAUGAGACUGGCAGGACAACGAAUCGUGGCUCGGCUUCGUGAAAAUACAUAUAGUGCCGCUCUCAAGCAAGAGGUCGAAUAUGUUGAACGAGGCGAAGGAGAUGUCCUUAGUCGAUUGAGUGUUGACACAAGCAUAGUCGGUGAAAGCGUAACACAGAACCUUUCUGAUGGACUUCGGGCCGUCGUUAUGUCUUCCGUUGGUCUUGGCGCAAUGUUUUACGUCUCACCCACAUUAACAAUGUUGAUGUUGGCUGUCGUACCACCAGUAUCAUUGGGUGCAGUCUUCUAUGGUCGUUAUCUCAAAAAACUGUCAAACAAGACUCAGGAAGCGGUAGGAGAAAUGACCAAGGUUGCUACGGAAUCACUAUCCGCUCUUCGCACUGUUCAAGCCUUCAACGCCGUCCCACAAGAACAGCAAAAGUUCCACGAUCGGAUAGAUAAGAUUCUGAUGCUUGCAAGAAAAGAAGCUAUCGCGAGUGGCAUCUUCUUUGGAAGCACUGGUUGGAGUGGCAAUAUAACGUUACUUGCUUUGCUUGGAUACGGUGGGACGCUUGUAUCUCAUGGGACGAUUUCUGUGGGAGACCUCACAAGUCUGCUACUAUAUACCGUUUAUGUUGGAAGUGGUCUGCAAAUGCUCACUUCAUUUUUUUCUUCCAUCAUGCGCGGAAUCGGAGCAGGAACGCGUGUAUUUGAAGUCAUAGAUCGAACACCCGCGAUCCCAGACGACUCAGGAUUAUCAGUUCCACCGGAUCGACGGGGCGUCGUCAGAUUUGAAGGGAUUUACUUUGAGUAUCCCAGCCGCAAGGGUGUGGAGAUCUUGAAGGAUUUUAACUUGGAGAUGGCUGUCGGCGAGAGUAUUGCUAUCGUAGGGGAAAGUGGGGGUGGCAAAUCUUCCAUCCAAUCGCUUCUUCUUCGGUAUUAUGAUCCUGUAAAGGGAAAAGUGACUUUUGAUGGCCAAGACAUCCGCGAAUUCUCUGCGACAUCAUGGCGCAGUAUCAUUGGUGUGGUGCCCCAGGAUCCUGUCCUCUUUACGGGGACCAUUGCGACCAAUAUUGCAUUCGGAAACCCUGAUGCAACUCGCGAGCAAAUUGAGAGCGCUGCCCGUGAGGCUAAUUGUGAAUUUAUCUGGGGCAUGCCAAAAGGUUUCGAUACUGAAAUUGGUCGUCUGAGUCUCAGUGGCGGACAGCGUCAGCGUCUUGCGAUAGCUCGCGCGCUGCUGAAGAAACCCGUGAUUUUAGCGCUCGACGAGGCUACGAGCUCUCUCGACGCUACGUCUGAGCGGAGGGUCAAUGACGCUAUCGAUAAAAUCCUCAGAUCACGACAAACAACCUGUUUGUUUGUAGCCCAUCGGUUGUCAACAAUUGCUAGAGCGGAACGCAUAGUCGUUCUUGAAGGCGGACGAAUAACUGAAUCAGGGACAUAUCGGGAGCUAGUCACCGACGAGGAUUCUAGAUUCCGAGCUCUCAUGGCUGCACAACUAAAUGCAGCUGCUGGAGAAAGCUUGUACAUAGAGCGGGUGCCAGAAGUGACACCCACGGAUAAUUAG